Messenger RNA from Drosophila miranda, 680 nucleotides. RefSeq names its product diacylglycerol O-acyltransferase 2-like. The record is from RefSeq and is a predicted model, not a curated record. NCBI's taxonomy places the organism in Eukaryota, Metazoa, Arthropoda, Insecta, Diptera, Drosophilidae. Gene Ontology annotation, molecular function: diacylglycerol O-acyltransferase activity. The transcript has 4 exons. Gene Ontology annotation, cellular component: endoplasmic reticulum membrane. Gene Ontology annotation, biological process: triglyceride biosynthetic process. The coding region runs from base 15 to 680 and encodes 221 amino acids.
GAAUCGGGAUCAACAUGGGAGUGGAAAUCUCCAAGUGGCUGGAACUGUUCCCCCAGAUUUGGCCCAAGGUUGGCACUUUAGAUCAGCACUUCCUUGUGCCAUUUAUGCGGGAGGUGCUGCGCGCCUGGGGGCUCGUGUCGGUGUCGAAAGAGGCCCUGAUCCAUAUGUUAACUAAGUCGAAUGACCCAAAGCAUGCGGACAAUCGCGAUGGCUUCACAUCCAAUGCGUUGGCCAUACUUGUGGGUGGCGCUCUAGAGGCCAUGGACUCGCAUCCUGGCCAAUAUAUACUGACCCUGAAGAGCCGCAAGGGAAUCGUCAAAAUGGCCAUAAGAACAGGUUCAUCGAUUGUGACCUCAUUUUCCUUUGGGGAGGUGGACAUAUUCGAUCAGUUGGCUAAUCCGACGGACUCCCUACUCCGUCGCGUACAGUCUGUGGUGAAGAAACUGACGGGCGUUGCCCCGCUGAUUCCAGUCGGUCGCGGUUUCUUCAAUUAUACCUUCGGCUUCCUUCCCCAGCGCCGUCACAUCGUUCAAGUCGUCGGCGCCCCCAUCGAUGUGGUAAAGAGUGAUCAACCGGAUGCCGCCUAUGUGGACAAGGUGCAUGGCCAGGUCAUGGAGGCUCUGGAAAAGAUAUUCGAUCAAAUGCAUGAAACUGAAGACGUGGAGUGGGAUGAAUACUAA